This is a messenger RNA of Serendipita indica DSM 11827, 4185 nucleotides long. The record is from the annotation of a GenBank genome assembly. NCBI's taxonomy places the organism in Eukaryota, Fungi, Basidiomycota, Agaricomycetes, Sebacinales, Serendipitaceae.
AUGGAUACGGCAACGAGUCCUCAAGGGUCAUCGUCGUCGACAGGAAGAUCAUCACGCAAGAGGGCCCAAGUAUAUACCCCGGCCGGCAUCACUCUCGACACCGUGGCAAAUGUGGCCGAGGCAUCCGAUAUACUUGCUCCUCUCAAAGCAGCCUGUCGAGCAACCAAAUCAGUCCUCGAUGUCAUGCAAGGUAUCGACGACAACCAGGAAGACUUUGUCGACCUAACACGGCGUCUAGACGAGUACAUAUCGUCUAUUGAAGAUCAAGUCAACUCGUUUGAACGGUAUCCUCCAGCGGAUAGAGCCGUCGACGAAGCGCUUAGCCGGCCACUCAUUCGUUACGUCGAGCUUCUUGAAGAUUUUCAUCACAAGGUCGUAAAUCAUAGGCACAAGCGACAGCGCAGCGGUCUCAAUGUUCUAGUUGCGAUGAGCAAGAUUAAACUGGAUGCAGGAGAAAUCCGUAAAUUCAAUCGAGAUAUCGAGGACAGACAUAGGCAGUUUAUGAAUGCGUUGGGUCUUUUCACUGCAUUGCGUGUUCAAGCCACCGAACGCAAUGUUCAAGCCAUUGAACGUAAUUCCAAGGUUAUCCUGACAGACGUCGAGACUGCUGCCAUACUGCAGCUACCAAUGGUAGCAUUCGUCGCGUCCUCAGUGCACACCCCCUGUUUGCAAGGAACACGUCGGACUGUUCUUGACAAAAUCUGGCGAUGGGCUGAGGAUGAUGUGUCGGAGAAACAAAUAUUCUGGCUAUGCGACAUAGCUGGAUCCGGUAAAUCCUCAGUGGCAAUGUCCGCAGCGGCGUCGUGGCGAGCCGAGGGAACUUUGGGGGCCCAGUUCUUCUUCUCGAUGGCCAGCACCGAAGCAUCAAACAUAGAAAAGGUCUGCUCAACCAUAGCUAAGGAAAUCGCCCACCAUAUACCCGAGCUAGCUCCACACAUCGCCGAGGCCGUGAAGCGAAAUCCGGUGGUCAUGCGAAGUCCGCUUGGCGAGCAGUUUCGCACACUCAUCAUCGGUCCACUCAGUCAUUCAGACAAGCGAGUAAUCAUUGUCAUCGAUGCAAUCGACGAAUGCAGAUCUGGAUCACAGCGAAGAGAACUUGUCGAAACCAUUGCUAUGGGCGUUCGAGGGAGCAAAAACCUCAAGAUCUUCAUGACGAGUCGACCAGACCCCGUCAUCGAAGCUGUUCUCAAAGGGGUCUCUAUUAAAGAAAAGUUGGAAGACCGCCUGCACGAUAUCAAUCACCCAGAUAACACCAAUGACAUUGAGGUCUAUGUAGAUCAGUCUCUGCACCUAGUUCUACCCAAGGAUAAGAGGCAACGACUGGUCAAAAAAGCCAACAGCCUGUUCAUCUGGGCGAGCACCGCAUGCCGAAUGCUCACUAGCGAAACCAGUUUGAGUUCGCCCGAGGACAUAUAUGAUCUCCUUAUAUCCACGGACCAACCCGGAGUCAUAGAUGACGUAUAUGGUCUCGUCUUCGAAAGGACCGACCCACAGUACUACGCAGUGAUGUGCGCAAUGCUCGCUCUGCUGGUUGCUGCGUUUGAACCACUCACCGUCGACGAUUUGGACGACCUACUGAAGCAUGCUAGAGUACGGGGAAGUGCUAAGGCGUUAGUCCAGAAUCUGGGAAGCGUACUCAGUGUGGAUCCAGGUACACAUCUGAUCCAAUUUCGUCACCCUACCCUGGUCGAGUACCUUCGACGCUGCUCUAUUGCACCAACCCCCGAUAGACGUAAUAGACUGUAUCUCAACGUCGCUGAUGCGCACGGUCAAGCUGCAUCAUGGUGUCUCAAACGCUUCAAGUCGCCAACUGGAGGUCUCAAGUUCAACAUAUGUCAAAUCGAAUCUUCUUUCCUCCUCAACAGACAGAUCCCUGAUCUCGACGCCAGAGUUUCAAAGUUCAUCCCUAGAAGGCUUCGUUAUGCCAGCUCCCAUUGGUCAUUUCACCUGGCGGAAACUGAUGACAGAUGGCGACGUGCUCUCAAAAGCGAAAUCGUAUACGUUACCAAAAGUCCCCAUGUGCUAUAUUGGGUGGAGAUUCUGAGCCUUACUGGAGGAGUACCGCGAGCAAUAGCCGGUCUUCGAGCCGUCACACGUCACAUAAAAGCUGAGGAGGGGUUUCAGACCAGAUUAACAGAGAUCCGACGGUUUCUAAUGGCAUUUUCGGUGGCAAUCCAGGACAGUACCCCGCACAUCUACAUCUCGGCCCUUCCGUUUACUCCUACAAAGUCAAUGCUGCGUAGCGAGAGUCUCCCACUGUACGCGAAUACGCUGACUGUGACUCAAGGACUUGAGGAAAUGUAUCCCAGUCUUCCCAGAACGCUUCGAGGUCAUCAGAGACAGAUAAAUGCUGUCAGAUUCUCACCAGAUGGCUCGCGAAUCGCAUCUGGCUCUGACGACAAGACGGUUCGACUGUGGGACGCGGACACUGGUCAGCCAUUGGGGGAGCCACUUCAAGGUCACAAAGACACGGUCCAGGCCGUCGGAUUCUCGCCAGAUGGCUCACGAAUCGUCUCUGGCUCUUCCGACAUGACAAUUCGGUUAUGGGAUGCGGACACUGGUCAGCCACUAGGAGAGCCGCUUCGAGGUCACAAAUUCUCGGUCUUGGCCGUCGGAUUCUCUGCAGAUGGCUCACGAAUCAUCUCUGGCUCCUCCGACAUGACAGUUCGAUUGUGGGAUGCGGACACUGGUCAACUACUGGGAGAGCCACUUCGAGGUCACAAAUCCUCGGUCUUUGCCUUCGGAGUCUCCCCAGACGGCUCAAGAAUCGUCUCUGGCUCCUCCGGCAAGAUAAUUCGACUGUGGGAUGUGGACACUGGUCAGUCACUGGGAGAGCCACUUCAAGGUCACGAAUCCGACGUCUUGGCCGUCGGGCUCUCUCCAGAUGGCUCAAGGAUCAUCUCUGGCUCCUUCGACAAGACAGUUCGACUGUGGGACGCGGACACUGGUCAGCCAUUGGGAGAGCCACUUCGAGGUCACAAAUACUCGGUCUGGGCAGUCGGAUUCUCACCAGACGGCUCACGAAUCGUCUCCGGCUCUGGCGACGAGACGAUUCGACUGUGGGAUGCAGACACUGGUCAGCCACUGGGAGAGCCACUUCGAGGUCACGAAGACUCGGUACGGGCCGUCGGAUUCUCUUCAGACGGCUCAAGAAUUGUCUCUGGCUCCUCCGACAAGACAGUUCGACUGUGGGACGCGGACACUGGUCGGCCAUUAGGAGAGCCACUUCAAGGUCACGAAUCCGACGUCUUGGCCGUCGGAUUCUCUCCAGACGGUUCGAGAAUCGUUUCUGGCUCUUACGAUAAGACAGUUCAACUGUGGAACGCGGACAAUGGUAGGCCACUGAGAGAGCCACUUCAAGGCCACGAAUCCGACGUCUUGGCCGUCGGAUUCUCUCCAGACGGCUCACGGAUCGUCUCUGGUUCUGGUGAUAAGACGGUUCGACUGUGGGACGCGGACACUGGUCAGACAAUGGGAGAGCCGCUUCGAGGUCACGAAGACGCGGUCUGGGCAGUCGGAUUCUCCCCAGACGGCUCAAGAAUCGUCUCUGGCUCCUCCGACAAGACAGUUCGACUGUGGGACGCGGAUACUGACGGUUCGAGAAUCGUUUCUGGCUCCUCCGACUGGACAGUUCGACUGUGGAACGCGGACACGGGUCGGCUACUGGGAGAGCCACUUCGAGGUCACGAAUCCUCGGUCUGGGUCAUCGGAUUCUCCCCAGACGGCUCACGAAUCGUCUCUGGCUCUGGCGACAAGACGAUUCGAUUGUGGGAUGCGGACACUGGUCAGCCACUGGGAGAGCCGCUUCGAGGACACAAGCUCUCGGUCCGGGCCGUCGGAUUCUCCCCAGACGGCUCAAUAAUCAUCUCUGGCUCCUCCGACAUGACGAUUCAACUGUGGGAUGUUGACACUGGUCGUCCACUGGGAGAGCCACUUCAAGGUCAUAAAUCCGACGUCUUGGCCGUCGGAUUUUUUCCAGACGGUUCACGAAUCGUCUCUGGCUCCUCCGACAAGACGAUUCGACUGUGGGAUAUUGAUGCCGGCACAAGCGCGAAUAAUGGUCAGCAGGAUCUCAGUGAGGCUGCACAUUCAAGCAUUCCCGAAGAUAUAGAGGGUACUCCUUUAGGACUACAUGUACCUGGGUUCACGCAUUUCUCGCUUUCGAAUGAUGGUUGGGUCAAAUAA